Molecule: messenger RNA, 2972 nt
Organism: Eupeodes corollae
Lineage: Eukaryota; Metazoa; Arthropoda; Insecta; Diptera; Syrphidae
Gene: Sox100B
Product: transcription factor SOX-9
Exons: 3
Coding region: 552-2624 (690 amino acids)
Biological process (GO): regulation of transcription by RNA polymerase II
Cellular component (GO): nucleus
Molecular function (GO): DNA-binding transcription factor activity, RNA polymerase II-specific; RNA polymerase II cis-regulatory region sequence-specific DNA binding
Source: RefSeq, a predicted model, not a curated record
UGAAUAUGAGCGGAGCAUGAGAGUCUUCAAUAUUCGGCUGUUAAAGAAGCAGCGGCAAGAGCCACCGCACCACGUCAAACCAAAGUCACACAUCAGUCACACAUAAAAACGGAAAAAUGGGAGAUGAGCCGCGUCCGCCCGUUCGGUUCGUCCGUCGAUUGGCGUUGGAGUCGGCUUCGGCUCUGGGCUCUUCGAGUUUUGAAGUGUGACUUAUGGGAAUGUGAUAUGUUAGUUGGGAUUUUGUUACUUCUAUCGGUGACGGCGGCCGGCGGCGGCAGAGGCGGUGUGGCAGCGGCCAUGGUCGAGCUGAUUUUUAUCAGCAUAAACAGUAACAGUUCUCGAUGGGAUGUUGAACGGUAACGAUCGGUUUUCGUGUGGAUACAAAAAAUAACAGUGAAUUUAUAUGAAAAUUUACGAUACAAGUGACGCAUUACGCGCGUUCUUCCAUUUAUUAAAUAUUUCAAAUUUUAAAAGCGAAAAGUUUUGAAAAUAACAAAAAAAUAUUGACAUUAGUGUUCAAAAAAACGGAGUUAAAAUUUUACUACGUUAAUAUGGAUACGGACGAUAAAAAUAUGAAAAUCGAUACAAAACCCGUUGAAACUUUAGUGUUAGCUAAUUAUGCAAACGGUAAGGAUGCGAAAAAAGGAUCAUGUGCGUCGAAGGAAAUGCCAGGAGUUAGGCGCAAGGAGGACGAAAGAAUAACGUGCGCUGUUAUGAAGGUGUUGGAAGGAUACGAUUGGAACUUAGUUCAAGCAACAACAAAAUCGACAUCCGAUAGGAAAAAAGACCACAUCAAGAGGCCGAUGAAUGCAUUUAUGGUUUGGGCACAAGCGGCUCGCCGGGUAAUGUCCAAACAGUAUCCCCAUCUCCAGAACUCGGAGCUGAGCAAAUCUCUAGGAAAACUCUGGAAAAACCUCAAGGACAGUGACAAGAAACCAUUUAUUGAAUUUGCUGAAAAGCUGAGACUAACACACAAACAAGAGCAUCCCGACUACAAAUACCAACCACGCAGAAAGAAGGCCAAAUCGAAUACAGCCAAUUCUGCGAAUUCAACAAUUCCAUCAUCCACUUCAACUACCGGCAGCGGCAGCAACGGGAACAGCGUUGGCAGCGGUGAUAAUAUAAAAGCAUCGCAAUGCAAUCUAAAGUCAAACAAUAAUCAAAGGAGUAGUAAUUCCAUCAGUCGCAGAAACGAACUAAAAUCUAUUAUGGAUCCCAUGAACAUGAACAAAAACCAUCGUUUCGGUUGCCGUGGACAAUUCCUCAACACAGGAGGACUAGGAGUAGAUAUUUCAAACACAAGCACUGGUACCGCUGUCGGUAUUGGUAUCGGUGCCGGUACUCGACUGGCUUCUGUAAACCAAUCAACAGAGAUGGAUUACACAAACACUGGCUGCGGUGAUGGCAAUCUAUUAACUCAAUAUAGCCAUGCAAAUGGUACCGACCAUCAUGAUUCCCUUUUGAAGUCCCUCACCGAUAGCACUGAAUCGUUUCGAAAAUUCGAUUACGUUCGUCAAAUGGACUCACCAUGCUCCACAACGUCAAGCUCCAGGCAGUCAAUUGUGGGUGAGGCAAAUCCUUUAACACCCCCAGCCACGCCAUACACAACUAUUGGCAGUGUUCUUCAUCGAUCCAUGGCCACACCACCCCCUCUAGUUAUGUCGCUGUCAGUUCCAUCGACUUCGUCUUCAUCAGUUUCAUCAUCAUUAGCCAAAAAUGAACACAAUUCGCCCGAACAUUAUGCGCUGGGUGCAUCGGAUCAUCAUCCUCAAUACUCGAGCAAUAGCUUAGAAUUCCAUCGAAAUGGUGAAGUUCUGCCGGGUGCAGGCAUCAGUUACCAUCAUCAUCAGUCUCUGGGACUAGAUUCGGCUUCUUCCCACCACAACGGCGGCGGCGGUGGAGGCAGUGGCAGGACAUAUGCCAUUCAUAACUAUUUGCAGCCGCAGCACGUUCAAAACCAAACGUCGCAUUCUCAAUCUCUGCCAGAACAAAACCUCGGCAUGCAUCAUCAGCAGCAGCAACAUGAUCUAACGGCGUCCUAUGCAACAUCAACGGCGUCGCCACACUCGAUUGCUUCCCUUAAUUAUUUGCAUACCCAUCACCAGCACCACCACCAAAUGGGCCACAACUAUUUGGCGCCAUCUAUCGUAGAUGCUGACAUCGAUCCGAAAGAAAUCGACCAAUAUUUGGAUGGUCUGCCGCAAGGUCACAUGUGUGCUAUACCGGUGUCUGCUUCCUCGCCUUCGUCGUCGUCUCUUUCCCCAAAGUCUUAUCAUAACGCAUCAACGACGACCUCCUCCAGUUGUGUGGCAUCUUCUUUGGGCGGUAUCAUGACUUACAAAAACGAAGUCGAGUCUCUGCUCGAGUUGCAACCACUCGAUAGAAUAAAUUCGCACUCACCCAGCCAACACCACCACCAGAAUUCCAUCAACAGAAUAACGACAACAACAACCACGUCGUCGUCGUCGUCUGCGUCGUCGACGACGGGAGGAGCAUCGCUCAAUAUGCCAGGAGGAAACUGCUACUACCAUCACCAGGAUACUGGUGUUUCAGCAGCACCAACAUCGGUCACUGCUGGUUCCUACCAAUAUCACAACCUUUGGGGAAACUAUGUGAAUCCGUAGGGUUGACGAUGGGUGGUGGGAGUGAUGUGGGAUUCGAUUAACUCUGAGGCCAUUUUUGAGAGUACUGGUGGUGUGGUGUCGUAGCUGUAGCCGUAUGCUGUUAUGCCGGUGCGACACAGAAUUUAAUUAUGCUGUCAUGUGAAUUCCCUCUUAACUCUCUAUAUAAAACUGUAUACAGUCACUAAGUAAGUUAAUAAAUCUAGCAGAUUGGUUUCGUAAACAAUUAUAUUUUUUGUGUUAGCUUAAGCUUGUGUAUCUUUAAGGAUCAAUUUAAAAUGUACAUACGGUAUUUUUAAGUGUUUCAAUAAAAAAAAUAAGAAUCAAAUAAAAUUAGGUAAUUAUAUUUAA